Penaeus monodon (black tiger shrimp) is the source of this 388-nucleotide messenger RNA. Its product is annotated as BUD13 homolog. The record is from RefSeq and is a predicted model, not a curated record. Gene Ontology annotation, biological process: mRNA splicing, via spliceosome. NCBI's taxonomy places the organism in Eukaryota, Metazoa, Arthropoda, Malacostraca, Decapoda, Penaeidae. Gene Ontology annotation, cellular component: U2-type spliceosomal complex; RES complex. Gene Ontology annotation, molecular function: RNA binding.
AUGAGAUGGGUAAGGCCUUUGCGCGAAUGGCUGAUGAUGUGGACAUGAACACAAAGCUCAAGCAGGUCACACGCGAGGAGGACCCUAUGCUGGAAUACAUGAUGAAGAAGCAGAUGAAAGAGACCAAACAGCCCCUGAAGCCUUUGUAUAAAGGUCCCUUCCCUCCAAAUAGAUUUAACAUCAGACCGGGAUACAGAUGGGAUGGUGUUGACCGUUCCAGUGGCUUCGAAAAUCAGUGGUUUGAGAGGCAGAACAACAGGAGAGCAGUUGAAGAGGAUGCCUAUAAAUGGAGUGUGUCUGACAUGUAGACUGGGGGCUUAAAUCACUAAAACUCAUAUUCUGGAAUAUUUUACUUCAAAUCUGAUAGUCUUCACACUAAUCUCAAUGU